Exophiala mesophila is the source of this 3516-nucleotide messenger RNA. Its product is annotated as trehalose-phosphatase. Gene Ontology annotation, cellular component: alpha,alpha-trehalose-phosphate synthase complex (UDP-forming); cytosol. Bases 553 to 3348 code for a protein of 931 amino acids. The transcript has 2 exons. Gene Ontology annotation, molecular function: catalytic activity. The record is from RefSeq and is a predicted model, not a curated record. Gene Ontology annotation, biological process: trehalose biosynthetic process; cellular response to heat; fungal-type cell wall organization. NCBI's taxonomy places the organism in Eukaryota, Fungi, Ascomycota, Eurotiomycetes, Chaetothyriales, Herpotrichiellaceae.
CUCCUCCUCCUCCUCCUCCUGCUCUUCUUUAACCAGGCAUGGCUCCUCGCCUCUGGUGACUUCAUCCCCUCCACAAGAAUGUCCGGCUGCCUCUUCGCCUUCUUUCCCACACUCUCUUCGGGGUCGAACCUAUUCCGUCUCCAAAGGCUUUGCUGAUGCACCCUUGCAACCAUUCGCCUGCAGCUCAAAUCCCAUCCUAAAUUUCCUUCUUUGUCCGCCACAACUUCCGACCCUCGCUACAACCACCAUUCACUUCCCUCUCAUCACCACCUAACCGUCCCGCUCCUUCUACUUAGCUUCAUUCUUCGCAUAGGCAAACCCUUCGAGUCCCGGUCCGGUCUUUUCAGGUACUUGUGCCUUUUAUAUCUUCUCUGUAUCUCCAUCCUACCUCACGCCUUCCUUCCUGCCCCAUUAUCAUUCUCCCAACAUACUUUCAUUCCAACUGUUGGCACUCGCCAUGCUACAACACAGUGCUGACCUGCAUUAGCGUAUUUAGUGUUUGGUCUUCUUGUUCGAACGUCUGUCAAUUCCUGUGAAGCACCUUGUCCAAAUAUGGCCAGCAACCCAUCAGAACCCAAGAGCCCCUCACGUGACUUUUCUGGACCAAUCGACGUCAGCUCAAGUAUGAGCCCGACCGAGGAGAAGGGGGUUCCCUCAACCACCCCUAGUCCAGGAACUUCGUACUUUUCGAUCCCAAAGGAGAGUGAUCCUAAGGCUUCGGCGGCGGUAUCGUCCCCGGUAGAAGUCGCGAAAGGCGCUCGUUCCGGUAAAGACUUGCUCCGUCGGCUGAGCCUAGUCGAUUCCUCUGGCCUCGACACCCUCGACCUCGAUCCUCGCACCUCCCAUCCUGGCCUUCGUCUCAGUGGCAAUAUCAUCAGCGCCACCUUCUGCAUCCCCUACCAGCUUUGCUACGGCGCAAAAGGGCAAUGGAGCUUGUCCCAACGACAUGGCACAUCCGCCCUUUUUGACUCUUUCGCCUACCUAGCUUCCGAUAAAAGUCCUUGGAACCACACCUUGGUAGGCUGGACCGGCGAAAUUCAAACCGCUCCUUAUGCGCGCUCCGCUAGCAUCAUCACCUCUGAUGCGGUCGCUAGCAAUCCGGCCACUUCCCCUCCCACCAAUGGCUCCUCCGUGCCAGUCAACAAGUCAACCGCUCCUUACCCCGUUAAUGGGAGCUACCACGCCCAGCGAGAACCACACUCAGACCAUCUCCGCAUCUCCCACGCCGACAGAGAUCGGGUAGAGAAACUUUUGUCCGUUCAGUCGACGGGCAAGAUCCUACCCAUCUUCCUUGGCGAUGCUCCAGAUGGCGAAGACGGUGACAUGCUGUUCAAGAACCAAAGUCGCUGGCGUCGCUACGCUGAGCAUGAACUCUACACGCUCUUCCACUAUCGUCAACACGGCCCUGACGAUGGAAGGGCCGAAAAGGUCUCAUGGGCCGACUAUGUGCACAUGAAUCAAACCUUUGCCGAUCGCAUCUUGCACGUCUAUCAACCGGGCGAUGUUGUUUGGAUCCAUGAUUACCAUCUAAUGCUACUGCCAAGCAUGCUUCGUCAGCGCAUCCCCAACAUUUACGUUGGUUUCUUCCUCCAUAUCCCCUUUCCCAGCAGCGAGUACAUGCGAUGUCUUCCCAGGAGAAAAGAGGUUCUGACCGGCGCGCUGGGAUCCACCAUGAUCGGGUUCCAAGCGUUUAGCUUCUCCAGACAUUUCAAUUCUUGCUGUAAACGCAUCCUUUCCUUCGAGUCCAGUUCUGCGGGAGUGGAUGCAUAUGGCGCCCACGUCGCAGUUGACGUCUUCCCCAUCGGCAUCGACGUUGCUGCUGUCCAGAGGCAGGCUUUCCAGGAUCCCGUCAUCGAACAAAAUAUGGCCGCUCUGAGGAAACUCUAUGCCGGCAAGAAGAUUAUUGUUGGCCGUGAUCGACUCGAUACCGUUCGUGGCGUCUCUCAGAAGCUCAUGGCUUUUGAGAUCUUCCUGGAGCGCUAUCCUGAGUGGCGGGAAAAGGUAGUUCUUAUCCAAGUCACCAGCCCUACCAGCGUCUUAGAGGAUAAGGUCGACGGUGCCCAUAAGGUGGAGCUCAAGAUUUCCAACCUCAUUUCUAGGAUCAACGGCGAGUAUGGCCACCUCAACUAUUCACCUGUUCAACAUUAUCCUCAAUACCUUUCGUCCCAAGAAUAUUUCGCCCUUCUUCGGGUGGCCGAUGUCGGAUUGAUAACCAGCGUUCGCGAUGGCAUGAACACUACCAGUUUGGAAUAUAUCAUUUGCCAAAAAGAGAACUGCGGCCCAUUGAUCUUGUCCGAAUUUUCUGGAACCGCAGCGAGCUUGGGAAAUGCCAUCCACAUUAAUCCCUGGGACCUAGGCGGCGUCGCUGAGGCUCUCAAACAAGCCCUCGAAAUGCCCGAGGCCGCGAGAAAAAGCGACCAUGAAAAAAUGUAUAACUAUGUGACUACUCACACUGUGUCUUUCUGGGCCAACCAAUUCCUCAAACGGCUGUUGACCAACCUAACUUCCUUUACACAAAGCGACCUGACCCCAGCGCUGGAUCGAACAAGGAUGAUUCAGCGAUACAAUACGGCACGGAAACGACUGUUCAUGUUUGAUUACGAUGGCACAUUGACGCCGAUCGUCAAGGACCCCAAUGCUGCGAUUCCGGCCGAUCGCGUGUUGCGCACUCUGAAAGCGCUAGCGGCCGAUCCACGAAAUAAUGUGUGGAUCAUCUCAGGCCGCGACGCAGCAUUCUUAGAAGAGUGGAUGGGACAUAUCUCGGAGCUGGGAUUGUCUGCUGAGCAUGGUUGCUUCCUUCGACGUCCUGGGGCCGACACGUGGGAGAAUCUCGCCGAAAGCAUGGACAUGGGCUGGCAAAAGGAUGUCAUGGACGUGUUUUCCUAUUACACCGAACGCACGCAGGGUUCCUGGAUCGAAAGGAAGAGGGUGGCCCUCACGUGGCAUUAUCGACAGGCCGAUCCCGACUUUGGUGAAUUCCAAGCUCGUGAAUGUCGCAAGGCCCUUGAGGAGAAUGUCGUGAAAAAAUGGGACGUUGAAGUCAUGUCAGGAAAGGCCAAUCUCGAAAUCCGACCACAGUUUGUCAACAAGGGAUUCAUUGCUACAAGAUUGAUCAACGAGUAUGGCUACGGAGGUGGCGAGGCACCCGAGUUUGUGCUAUGUCUGGGCGACGACCAAACUGAUGAAGACAUGUUUCGAGCCCUCCUCAAGACAGAUCUUCCCAAGGAGUCGAUAUUUGCAUGCACAGUCGGAGCAAGCAGCAAGAGAACCCUAGCGACAUGGCAUCUUCUCGAGCCGAGUGAUGUCAUCGCCAGCAUCGCAGCGUUGAACAAGCAAGAGAAUCUGUAGGCAGCCUUCCCAACCAGGGGGUGGGCUUUGUCGACACAACGUCUACCUACGUAAGAGCUUUGUGACGAAUUGCAUGAAUGACGACGAUUAGACAAGUCAGGAUCAAUUUGGAUGGACCGGGAUAAAUGGUUGGAUAGAAACAAAAGACAUAUCUUGACACGCAAAAGA